AUAUGUGGCGUAGAAAGCAAACAAAAUUUUUUUUAAAACGGUUGUAAACUGAUUAACAAAAACGUUCACAAUUAGUUUUCAAUAAACUGCAAGUCCAUCUGGCAGCAAUUGUCGCUUUCGAAAUUGCCUAAGAGUUAAUAAUUAGAAGGAGUGAGAAUGCCUCAAACUAUAACAAAAUCGUGUUUAAGUGAACACGAUCAACAAGUUUUAAAUUCAGUUUUCAAUCCAUUGGAAUUAACUUCUAGUUUGGCACCAAGAGAUAUAAAUCCCGAUUCAUCGAUACCUUUAGUGGACAACGAUGAUGAGAAUUGUGAUGUUAAAAUUUUAGAAAAUUCAAAACUUUUGGAAUUGGAAGGUGUUAAACUCGCCGAAGCUAAAAAUUUAGACAAAGCUUUAAAGAUGUUUAACGAGGCCUUAAACCUAACACCUAAUCGAGCUUCAAUUUAUAAUAACCGGGCUCAAGCUUUGCGUUUGGCUGGAAGAGAUGAAGAAGCUUUACAAGAUCUCAAUAUAGCCAUUGAAUAUGCGGAUGUGCAAUUUAAAACUAAAUGUCAUGCUCUAUGCCAACGAGGCGUUUUAUAUCGAAAACAGGAUAAGUUAAGUGAUGCUAAAAUUGACUUUGAAGAAGCUGCUAAAAUGGGAAGUCAAUUUGCCAGGACCCAGCUGGUCGAGAUAAAUCCAUUUGCUGCUUUGUGCAAUCAGAUGUUAAGAGAAGCAUUCGAUAAACUUAAAUGAAAAAUUCAUUAAUUCACAAUUGCAAAUAUGCCAAUACGCUUCAAAUGUAUAUAUACGAAUAGUUAUAAAAAUCUUUUGUUGGUAAAUUCAAGGCGCAACAACAAAUUAAUUAAAAC
This is a messenger RNA of Glossina fuscipes, 851 nucleotides long. Its product is annotated as tetratricopeptide repeat protein 36 homolog. Gene Ontology annotation, biological process: cilium assembly. The transcript has 3 exons. Bases 157 to 735 code for a protein of 192 amino acids. The record is from RefSeq and is a predicted model, not a curated record. Gene Ontology annotation, molecular function: protein binding. Lineage: Eukaryota; Metazoa; Arthropoda; Insecta; Diptera; Glossinidae.